Molecule: messenger RNA, 2460 nt
Organism: Effrenium voratum
Lineage: Eukaryota; Dinophyceae; Suessiales; Symbiodiniaceae
Source: the annotation of a GenBank genome assembly
AUGGAUGAAGAAAUCGGGCGCCAGAUUGGUCUGGCGGUGCAGCGAUACGAGGAUCGCCUGACCUGCGUUCAGCAGGAAUUGGAGAGGUACAAAGGGGAGAAUUCAGAGUUGCGCUCCAGGCUGAAAACCGUCACGAAGAAGCUGGAAGAAGCCGUGAGAGAAAAGGAGCGCAUGGCAGAGGCGGAGGCGGCAAGGAUAAAGGCAGAGGAGGAGACCAAGCUGCAGGAGAAGAUAAAGGCGGAGAAGAAGGAGCAGGAGCACAAGGAGACAAAGUUGGCAGAGGAGGCCAAGAUAGAGGCUGAGGAGGGAGCCAGGACAAAGGCAGCACAGCUGGCAGAGGAGGCCAAGAUAGAGGCUGAGGAGGGAGCCAGGACAAAGGCAGAGCAGGAGACAGACACAAAGACGGAGGAGGAGAGCAGGAAAGAAGAGCAGAAGGAUUCGCCAAGUCCGCCGACGCGCGUGGUGCCAGAGCAUUUCAAGCAACAACUGCGUGAGAUGCAGCAAGCGGAGGAGCACAAGCAGAAAACGGAGGAGAAGGAGGGGGGGGCGACAAAGCUGGAAGAGGAGCCCAAGACGGAGGCUGAAGAGGAGGCAGAGACAAAGACAGAGAUAAAGACAGAGGCGGAGGGCAAGAAAGAGGAGCAGAAGGAUCCGUCAAGUCCGCCGAUGCGCGUCGCACCUGAUCAUUUGAAGCAGCAACUGCGCGAAAUGCAGAAGGUGGAGCCAGAGAAGGAGGUGUUGCCGGCGGCGGAUCAACAGCCCAGGCCGCAGGCGAUGGAAGAGCCCAAGAAGAAGGAGGAGGAGCACGAGCAGAAGGCGGAAGAGAAGGAGGAGGGGGAGACAAAGCUGGAAGAGGAGCUCAAGGCAGAGGCAGAGUCAAAGACGGAGGAGGAGGGCAAGAAGGAGGAGCAGAAGGAUCCGCCAAGUCCGCCGAUGCGCGUCGCACCUGAUCAUUUGAAGCAGCAACUGCGCGAAAUGCAGAAGGUGGAGCCAGAGAAGGAGGUGUUGCCGGCGGCGGAUCAACAGCCCAGGCCGCAGGCGAUGGAAGAGCCCAAGAAGAAGGAGGAGGAGCACGAGCAGAAGGCGGAAGAGAAGGAGGAGGGGGAGACAAAGCUGGAAGAGGAGCUCAAGGCAGAGGCAGAGUCAAAGACGGAGGAGGAGGGCAAGAAGGAGGAGCAGAAGGAUCCGCCAAGUCCGCCGAUGCGCGCCGCACCUGAGCAUUUGAAGCAACAGCUGCGUGAAAUGCAGAAGGUGGAGGCAGAGAAGGAGGUGUUGCCGGCGGCGGAGGAACAGCCCAAGACGCAGGCGAUGGAGGAGCCCAAGAAGAAGGAGGAGGAGCACGAGCAGAAGGGGGAGACAAAGCUGGAAGAGGAGCUCAAGGCAGAGGCAGAGUCAAAGACGGAGGAGGAGGGCAAUAAGGAGGAGCAGAAGGAUCCGCCAAGUCCGCCGAUGCGCGCCGCACCUGAGCAUUUGAAGCAGCAACUGCGUGACAUGCAGAAGGUGGAGGCAGAGAAGGAGGUGUUGCCGGCGGCGGAGGAACAGGCAACGACGAAGGAGGAGGAGGAGGAGGAGCCCACGACAAACGCGAAGGAGGCGGAGGCCGCGACGAAGCUGGAAGAGCAGGGCAAGAUAGAGGCUCAAGCCUGGCUGAAUCCUGCAGAGGAGAGCAAGGCAGAGCAGGAGAAGCCCACCGAGACAGGCGAAGUCGCGAUUUCAGCCGGCGAGGCUGAGGUGCAGAGUGAGGUGGAGAAGCCAAGGCCGGAGGAGCCUGAGAAGCCGAAAGAGCCAGGUCUGAUUUGGGCAACCGAGAUGCCGGAGGCGGAGGAGAUGCCAGCAUCGAUGGCUGGCGCUGAGGAAGCAGAUGCAGCCAAAGACGCUGCCAGCGCAAAGACGCUGAGAUGGGAUGCGCAGACGGUGGGUGAGGAGAAGGCUCGGACGGAAGCGUGGUCCGCUUUGUGGUCGCGGUAUAGCACAAGCCAGACAUGGCCUGUGCCCGAGCUGGAAAUGGUGACGAAGUGGUUCCGCGCGGAAAAGCUCAUCAUCUUGCGCAAGGAGCCGAAGAUGGAUGGAGCGCGAAGUGGGGACGCCGUUGUUCGUUCACGCCAUUGGUUUGAGGUAGACGCGGUGCAGCAACACAACGGCAUCCAAAUGCUCCGGCUCAAGGAUGGCUCGGGCUGGGUGCCGAAUGUCGAGCAGAGAGGCGAGCCGCUGUGCGUGGAACUUGGCUCCGAGCCCAAAGAUGAGUCCCGCGAGCGCAACUGGGAGUCGCGGGAGGCGAGGAGGUCUCGGCCGUCCCGGGACAGGGACCGGAAAGAGUGGGAUCAGAAGGAUUGGGAGCAGAAGUGGGAGCAGAAGGAGUGGGAGCAGAAGGACUGGGAGCAGAAGGACUGGGAACAGCAAGGAUGGGACUGGAAGAAUGAAGACAAGAGAGACAAGAGCUGGGAAUGGAAGUGGCAGUAA